Molecule: messenger RNA, 2370 nt
Organism: Salvelinus sp. IW2-2015
Lineage: Eukaryota; Metazoa; Chordata; Actinopteri; Salmoniformes; Salmonidae
Product: ankyrin repeat domain-containing protein 33B-like
Molecular function (GO): protein binding
Source: RefSeq, a predicted model, not a curated record
ACGGGGCUGAUGGUGGCGUGUUACCAGGGUUACGUUGACGUUGUCAUAGCGUUGGCUCAGUGUUGUCACCUGGAUGUCAACUGGCAGGACACUGAGGGGAAUACCGCCCUCAUCACAGCUGCACAGGCAGGUCACAUAAUGAUCAGUAACUACCUGUUGAACUACUUCCCUGGUCUGGACAUAGAGAGGAGGAACUGCCGGUUCACUGCUCUGAUGAAGGCUGCUAUGCAAGGCAGGGUGGAGUGUGUACGAGCCCUGAUGCUAGCAGGAGCUGACAUGGAGGCAAGGGACUUUGGUCGUCAGCUGACCUCCAGAGAGUGGGCGUUUUUCACAGGACGCUACGACAGCGCCUGGGCCAUGACACGCCUCCACUCCAGACCCUGUCCUUAUCAACUGUGUGACGCAUACAGUCCAGAGUGGCCCCAGCUUGCUUCUCUAGUAUCUAAGGCCCGGGAGCCUCGAGGCUGUAUGCAGCGUAUAUCAGACACCAUACGAAACGCUCUGACAUUUGCCAACAUCACAGAGCCUCACGACGAAGGAGUAUUAGAUCACCUAGUCACCAUGACAACAGCACUGGGGAGCCCCUUCGUGGCAAUGGCUUGUUCCACAGUGUGUCCAGCAAGCCCACCCUGCGUGGGUAAACGUCGCUACUCCGUCCCAGAGAUCCUCCGACGCCAACGGGCCAAAGAACUGAAAACCCAGAACCCUGAGAGGCUCGACAACCACAGCAAACUCUUCCAGAACUCACAAGUCACUCUGGUGCCCAAAUCUCCAAAGGACCGGCGAACCAUCCUGCUGCCGUCGAACAAAAACCCCACCACGACUAACCCUACCCUCGGUAAGGUGUCUGGGGCUGGGGCCUCUUCCUCCAUGGCCCUGAGAAAGACUAGCCUGCUGCCUCUGGGUAUGGUGAAGUGUAGCAGUGUGCGGCCGGGGAUGUCCAUUCCCAAGGUCAGAAUCUCUAAGGCCCCAACGCCGACCUUUGAACCUGAGAGGGUCCACAGGAAGAGCAGUUUUAAAGACGGAGGGGGCGACUUCCUGCAGCUUCCCAAGUGGAGGUAUAAAGAACUGAAGGAGGAGAGGAAGAGAGCGGAGGAGGCGGAGAGGAGGAGGGUGGAGGCGGCCARGAGGCGGCACCUGGGUUCCAGGAAGAGGAAAUGACAUCGUAGGAGGAAGUGAUGUCACUCCACCCUGUCCUCCACUGUUGCCUAGGUAGCAGUUCAGAGUUAUUUGUUUUGCUUUUUGAGGCAGUAAAAGUGACAGUGCUUUAUUUUCUAAUGCGUUUGAUUCACAAAAUCAGCAGUAUUUUUUUAUAGUGUGAUUUCUUUAUUACCUGACACUUACCCAGGCUACAAACCCAUAUGAUCUGACUGUGUACAGAUCAUGUUUCACUAAUAUAUCUGACACAUCACACGUUGAAACUUUAUUGCCUAAAAUGAUGAUACUAUACGCUUCGGGAAGGGUUAGAAUGGGACAAAUAUAAAGGGUUAAAAUAUUGCGUAGCCUAUAAAACCUUUGAGUAAGCCUACCAGCAUGUCAAACUGACUUAUCGUCAAAGAUAAACARAAGAUAAGCAUUAUUUUGUAACCAAUGGCAUUUGACUGACAUUUUUAGAUAGGAAUUGUGCUUUGAUAUGUUGAAAUGGCAUCUACUUUAUAUUGGCUUUUUGAAAGCUUUUCUAAUUCUGUGAAUGUAUUUUGCAUAUAGAUUGUACCUCAUCAGGUAUUUUUUUAUUAUGAGUAUACUAUAUAUAAACUGUUUUUAUUUUCUAAUAAAGUAGGCAUAUUUUGAGAAUGUGAAUAAAAAAAGAAAUGUCUUAGAGCAAUAUUAUGUAUCAAAUGGGGGAAAACUAAAACUAUAUCCUGAAAUGUUUACAUGUUAUGAAUGAGAUCAAAGUAUUGCUACUCUGACCUCAGAUCAACAUCUAGGAGCACCUUCAUCAUGUGCUUAUUACAAACACAGGUGUGUAUUCCGAUCAGACAGAAGCCAUACUAUUGGUUGAGAAGUUGAACAGAAAAUAAAGGAUGAAAAUAAUAGCUGGGAGGUAGGAUCACAAAUGGCAACUGGAAAGUCUUGAUAUAAUAUAGUAUUAUUUUGGUAGGGAUUUAUAUAAUAUAGUAUUAUUAUGGUAGGGGUUGAUAUAAUAUAGUAUUAUUUUGGUAGGGAUUUAUAUAAUAUAGUAUUAUUUUGGUAGGUAUUUAUAUAAUAUAGUAUUAUUAUGGUAGGGAUUUAGAUAAUAUAGUAUUAUUAUGGUAGGGAUUGAUAUAAUAUUAUUAUGGUAGGGAUUGAAGAGAACAAUCUAGAAGAAAAAGAAACGCCCACCUAUUUAGGCGAGGUGCUGGUUAGCGGAGUAGAAAACUUAAAAAUAAA